GGGGGCAGCAGUGCACUAACCGUGUCUACUCUGCUGCACAAAAAGCAGGAAGCAGACAGAGCCCCGUGUGCGGUUAGCUCGGAGCUAAAGCUAAAAACACUUUGUUAAAAUGUCCAAAGGCCAAACGCUGAGAGCUUUGGUGAAUGAGCGGCUGACUGCGGCUGCUGAAGAGAUCUUUGCGCUGUUUGAAAGAACGAUAGCGGAGUAUGAGGAGGAACUGUGUCGCUCCAAAGAGGAGAACCAGAGGAACCAGGACACUCCACAGACUCCACGGAUUAAAGAGGAGCCAGAGGAGCAGAGCGUCAAACAGGAGGAAGACACGCUCCCAGCACAGCUCCCAGUGGGCAUCCCAGAGUUCAGUGUUGUCUGUGUGAAGACAGAAGAGUCCUCACUGCUUCAACAUAGACAAACUGAGCACAGAGAGGAAACACAGGGAGAGGACAUCAGCACAGAGCCACAUUUACACUCCGAGACUGAGGGACACAUGGAGCACUCCUCUGACACUGACAAUGAUGAAAACUGGAGAGCUCCAUUCAGCUGUUCAGCUGCACAGAUGGAGACAGAGGCUGAUGGAGACCACUGCAAACAAGUCCAGAAAGGCCAAACGUUGAGAGCUUUGGUGAAUGAGCGUCUGACUGCAGCUGCUGAAGAGAUCUUUGCGCUGUUUGAAAGAACGACAGCAGAGUAUGAGGAGGAACUGUAUCGCUCCAAAGAGGAGAACCAGAGGAACCAGGACACUCCACAGACUCCAUGGAUUAAAGAGGAGCAGAGCGUCAAACAGGAGGAAGACACGCUCCCAGCACAGCAGCUCCCCGUGGGUGUCCCAGAGUUCAGUGUUGUCUGUGUGAAGACAGAAGAGUCCUCACUUCUUCAACAUAGACAAUCUGAGCACAGAGAGGAAACACGGGGGGAGGACAUCAGCACAGAGCCACAUUUACACUCAGAGACUGAGGGACACAUGGAGCACUCCUCUGACACUGACGAUGAUGAAGACUGGAGAGCUCCAUUCAGCUGUUCAGCUGCACAGAUGGAGACAGGGGCUGAUGGAGACCACUGCAACCAAGUCCAGAUGAGAGCAAGAAGCACCGCUGCAUCAAACUCUGGUGCAGACUUGUAUUUGGGGAAUAGACCUGAGACCAGUGCCACUGUAAAUUAUGGAGAUACGUCAGAAACAGCCCAAGAAGCUGAGGGCAAGAAAUUUGAAUGCCCCAUGUGUCAAAAGAGGUUUGGUACUAUGCAGAAAUUAGAAACACACAUUCGAGUUCACACAGGAGAGAGACCAUUCAGCUGUGUACUUUGCUUGAAAACAUUUACUACAAAGGGCAGUCUAGAUAAACAUGUAAAGAUACACUCUGGUGAACGACCUUACAGCUGUUCAACAUGUGAUAAAACAUUUACCCAAAAGCAUGGCCUAGAUUACCACGUAAAGACACACACCGGAGAUAAACCGUUCAGUUGUUCAAUAUGUAAAAAGACAUUUUUUGUUAAGAGUUCUCUUGUUCGACACCUGAGAACACACACAGGUGAUAGACCUUACAGCUGUUCAACAUGUGAGAAAACGUUUACCAUGAAAAGUCAUCUUGACACACAUAUAAAAAUACAUACAGGAGAGAAACCUUACAGCUGUUCAACAUGCGAGAAAACAUUUACCCAAAAAUCCAGUCUAGAUUACCAUGAAAAGAAACACUCAGGGGAGAAACCAUUCAGCUGCUCAAUAUGUGAAAAAACAUUCUGUGAUAAGAGUGCGCUUGUUCAACAUCUGAGAACACACACAGGUGAGAGACCUUACAGCUGUUCAACAUGUGAGAAAACAUUUGUCACAAAGAGUAAUCUAGAGAAACACGAGAGAACACACACUGGUGAGAGACCUUACAGUUGUUCCAUUUGUAAUAAAGGGUUUAAACUUAAACAGCAUUUGAAGAAACACAUGAGAACUCACAAAACAGAAAGUGACUGAAGGCUAAUUGGUUGUGUUCAUGAGAUGUUUUAAAGAGAAUGUAUUGGAGUCUGCUGCUUCAUUUUGAAUGAAAAUCCUGUCAUGAUAAAAAUAGUUUUGUUUUUUAUAAAAGUCAAAUUUGAGGACCAAUGAUGAGCUAAUGACUUAUUUGAUGAUGGAAGGAGCACAGAGACACGUGAUAAAAUCCUGUCCAAAUAAACAUUACAACAUG
Periophthalmus magnuspinnatus is the source of this 2168-nucleotide messenger RNA. RefSeq names its product oocyte zinc finger protein XlCOF6-like. The coding region runs from base 110 to 1957 and encodes 615 amino acids. NCBI's taxonomy places the organism in Eukaryota, Metazoa, Chordata, Actinopteri, Gobiiformes, Gobiidae. The transcript is spliced from 3 exons. Gene Ontology annotation, biological process: negative regulation of transcription by RNA polymerase II; regulation of cytokine production; regulation of immune system process. The record is from RefSeq and is a predicted model, not a curated record.